UCCAGGCGGAAGCGGUCCCCCCGGCACAGCUCCGGCCCCGGGCAGCGAUGGACGUGGACGCUGAUGGUCGCCGGGCUACACCGAGCCCCCGCUGCCUGCUCGUCUCUCUGCUGCUCUAAUAUGUUGCUGCGGUUGCCGCGGGCCUGAGUUGUGGCACAAUGUUUGGGUUCAAGUCGAGCAACUUCACCACCUUAAUCGUGGGCUUGUUCGUUGCCUACGUGUUGCACACAUGUUGGGUGAUGUACGGCAUCGUUUACACCAAGCCCUGUGUCAGCCCCAAGACCCACAACUGCAUCAAACCCUAUCUAGCCGGCAACCCGAGAAUCCAGCUGAGCAUUUAUACUUCAACAAAAAGCAGUGUUACCGAUGGGGCCAAUCUAAACCUUAUGCUUACUAUCGACCACUUUGACGUCAACUUUAAAUUUGAGAGGGAUGUCAAUGUUUCAUUACCAAAGAAAACCCGUAGUAAUGGGACACUGUAUACUCAUAUGUUUCUCCACCAUGUUGGUAUGCUACCUUGGCAUGACAGCAAACACGUGUAUGCCAUUGGACACCUUACAACAUACAUGAUUCCUAAGCCUGAGGAAAUUAACUUAAUUACAGGAGAGACCAGCAGCCAAGAAGCAGUGACUGAAACUAAAGGUCCUGAGCAGCCUGUAGCACACUGGAGAUCUCGACUCACCAUCAAUAUCAUGGCAGACAACUUCACUUUUGAUGGCUCAGCACUUCCUGCAGAUGUGCACAGAUAUUUAAAACUGAUGCAGCAUGAAAAGACUGUGCAGUACCUUCCUAUACUGUUUGUUGACGAGCUAAGCAAUCGAGUGAGAGAUUUAAAAAUUAUAAAUGGCACAUCAGGGACAUUACCUCUUACUAUCUGCUAUGAUGCUAUAUCACUCGGAAAGCUGCGGUUUUGGACACACAUGCAAGAGGCUGUCUAUUCAUUGCAACAGUUUGGUUUCACUGAAAAAGAUGUAGAUGAAGUAAAAGGGAUCUUUGUGGAUACUAAUCUCUACUUCUUAGCUUUAACAUUCUUUGUUGCAGCAUUCCAUCUCCUAUUUGAUUUCUUGGCUUUUAAAAAUGAUAUUACCUUUUGGAGGCGAAAGAAAAACAUGGUUGGCAUGUCAACAAAAGCAGUGCUUUGGCGAUGCUUUAGUACUCUAGUGGUAUUUCUUUUCCUUUUGGAUGAAAAGACCAGUUUAUUAGUACUAAUUCCAGCUGGAGUAGGUGCUAUCAUUGAGGUCUGGAAAGUUAAGAAAGCCUUAAAAAUCACUGUGAAGUGUCAUGGUUUAAAGCCAGUAUUUCAGUUUGGAACAUUUGAUGAGUCUGAAAAAAAGACUGAAGAAUAUGAUACUCAGGCAAUGAAAUAUUUGUCGUACAUACUUUAUCCACUUUGUUUUGGUGGAGCUGUAUAUUCCUUAUUAAAUAUGAAGUACAAAAGCUGGUAUUCAUGGUUGAUCAACAGUUUAGUUAAUGGUGUCUAUGCUUUUGGAUUCCUGUUUAUGCUGCCUCAACUAUUUGUUAAUUAUAAGUUGAAGUCUGUGGCACACUUACCAUGGAAGGCUUUUACGUAUAAAGCAUUCAACACCUUUAUAGAUGAUGUAUUUGCCUUCAUCAUCACCAUGCCAACAUCACAUAGACUAGCUUGCUUCAGAGAUGACGUGGUGUUCCUUGUUUACCUGUAUCAGAGAUGGCUUUACCCAGUGGAUAAAACAAGAAUAAAUGAGUUUGGUGAAUCAUAUGAUGAAAAAGACACAAAGAAAAAGCUGCAUAAGGAAUGACUUCAGACUGAACUUACUCUGCAAUUAGUGUCUGUUCUGUUGCAAGCAAUCUUUAUGCGCUGCUGCCUGCAGCACAGUGACUUAAUUGACCUUUCCUACUGUGACUGCAGUAUCUCCAGCAGUGCCAAUCUCCUUGGAUUUAUAAUUCCAGGUCAUACUUCUGAGUUAAACAGUAUUACACGUACAAAGAUAGAAAUUAUAAACAAUAAAGUUGCUGUUUGACAGCACAGUU
Messenger RNA from Leucoraja erinaceus (little skate), 2010 nucleotides. RefSeq names its product CLPTM1 like (gene clptm1l). Gene Ontology annotation, cellular component: membrane; endomembrane system. The record is from RefSeq and is a predicted model, not a curated record. Lineage: Eukaryota; Metazoa; Chordata; Chondrichthyes; Rajiformes; Rajidae.